This is a messenger RNA of Agrilus planipennis (emerald ash borer), 1467 nucleotides long. RefSeq names its product cyclin-dependent kinase 6-like. The record is from RefSeq and is a predicted model, not a curated record. The coding region runs from base 214 to 1155 and encodes 313 amino acids. Gene Ontology annotation, molecular function: ATP binding; cyclin-dependent protein serine/threonine kinase activity; cyclin binding. Gene Ontology annotation, cellular component: cyclin-dependent protein kinase holoenzyme complex; nucleus; cytoplasm. Gene Ontology annotation, biological process: regulation of G2/M transition of mitotic cell cycle; signal transduction; regulation of gene expression. Lineage: Eukaryota; Metazoa; Arthropoda; Insecta; Coleoptera; Buprestidae. The transcript is spliced from 7 exons.
UGCGGCAUUCAGGUUUCUGCUAGUAUAACCUACAAUCCGUUUUCUUUCUCAUCAAAUUAUUUUGUUUACAUUAAUUCAGUUUUUUGAGAAUUUACAAAUUUAUAAAUUACCCGUCAGUACUCGGUAAAGUCAAAGGAGUGAUAAGGAAUUACAUAAUACAGCAAUUUUAAUUUAAAUGAGACAUUUCAGUGUGUAGGAGUGGACUUUAAAAAUAUGUCAUAUGAACGAACUUCCGAAAAUGUUCAAACCAAGAACAUAUACGAAGAAAUUGAUGUUAUUGGUAAAGGAGCAUAUGGAAUGGUGUAUAAGGCCAGAAACAGGUCGAAUAAUACGAUAGUUGCCUUAAAAAAAGUAAAGGUACCUUUAUCAGAAGAAGGUAUCCCCAUGAGUGCCUUAAGAGAAAUUGGACUUCUCAAACAACUCGAUACAUAUGAACACCCCAAUAUUGUUAGGCUUUUGGACAUUUGCCAUGGACAAAGAUUUGAGAAGGAGUUGGUGAUGUUUCUUGUUUUUGAACAUGUUGACCAAGACUUAGCGUCAUACAUAGAAAAGCAAGCGCUUUCGUUUUGUGGAGGAAUAAAUACUAAUAAAAUUAGGAGUAUGUCAAAAGAAAUUCUUAGCGGCGUAGAUUUUUUACAUAGUCAUAGGAUAGUUCACAGAGACUUAAAACCCCAAAACAUUCUAGUUACCCAAUCAGGUAAUAUUAAAUUGGCCGAUUUCGGAUUGGCCAAAACUUACGACUUUGAAAUGAGACUGACAUCUGUAGUUGUAACGUUAUGGUACAGAUCACCUGAGAUUCUUUUGGGACUUCCGUAUGCCACUCCACUAGACAUUUGGUCGGUUGGAUGUAUUACUGCAGAAUUGUAUUCACUUAAACCCUUAUUCAGGGGAAGUUCAGAAGGGGAUCAAUUAAGUAAAAUAUUUCAAAUUUUAGGUAAGCCUUCAGAACAGGAAUGGCCUAAAACUAUUACUCCUAUAAAGUACAAUUCGUUUGAAGUUAGAAAAAAAUUAAAUUUGAGGACUUUAAUUCCAAAUAUGUGUGAUAAUGCUUAUGAUCUUAUAAUGAAAAUGCUGUGCUUUAACCCUGAUAAGCGAAUAAGUGCCCAAGAAGCUCUGGAACAUAACUAUUUCAGAGAAGAACCGAUUAAUCCAUGAUAAAAUUAAGUGCCUUAUGUAUAGUACAGUAGUUUUUUCCUUCUCAACUAAGCCAACCCAUAAAAUAGAUAAUAUCUGCCAAACAGUACAAAAUUAGCUUUAUGAACUGAACCGAAUAAAACGAAUUUUUAACGAAAUGAAAUCCUAGAUAAUUAGGAUUGUUGUUCAAUACUACAAAUUAUAUUUACAUUUUUACAAUAUACAUAUUCUGCUUUUACAACGAAAAUCGCUUUAGUUCGUAAGUUUUAAACUAAGUGCCACUAAAAAUAUCAAAUUAUAAUUUCGAUAUUUUUUUAAUUACCAAUAAAGACA